AGAGAGCGGAGCAAGUGCCUCUGAUGCACAUGCGAGGGAGAAGGAGAGAGACAGCUUUGGCGGCGGCUGAGCUGUGUGUUCUGCAGCAGCAGCGAGGAGGAGGAGAAGGACCACCGAGUGCGGUUUUUAAUACGAGCGCGCACGGACGAGGCGCUUGGAAAAUGCAGGAGAUUUGCGAAAAUCUGCGCAGAGCCGUCGAGCAUGGGCGCACCGAUAUCGUCCGGUCGAUUCUCGAAGCAUGUGAAGAUAACGAAGUGGGAGAUGGCAUAACAAAAGACAAAAUCUUGAAUGGAGCUAUUUUUGAAGAAGGAACGCCACUUUUGUACGCAGCUGCACACAAUCAAGUUGACUUGAUCCGAACUCUCUUAAACUGUGGAGCAGACCCUGCUGCGACUGAUAUUCAGGGCCGUAAUGCAUUGGAUGUUGCUGUGAAUGACAGGGUUAGGCAGAUAUACAUCGAAGAAUUACUCAGAGCCACUGCAGCAUCCGAGAUUGACAGGGUUGAGCAAAUAUUAUUGGCUGGCAUUGACGUGAAUGCUUGGGAUUCAGAAGCCAGUAGAAAUACCCCUUUACAUUGGGCUGCUUGUUAUGGCAAUAAAGAGAUAGUGCAAUUUUUAACAGAUAAAGGUGCCAAUGUAAAUGCUGAAAAUGGUUGUGGCGCAACACCACUGCAUGAAGCUGUAAAUCGUGGUGAAAUUGAAAUUUGUCAAAUUUUGUUGAGAAAUGGAGCAAAUCCUCUAGUUCAAGCUGUUAAGGGAACUUUUGCAGGAAAGUCGGCCUAUGAUCUUUCGAGGAAUAAUAGUUUGCUACAGUGUUUAAUAGAAAAAUUCAUUGGAGAUAUGCCGUCAAAGGAGGGAGAAAAUGCGCAUUCUCCUCUAGAAGUUCUGGAAGAUACAAAUUUUUCUCCUAAAAAUAUAGUUGAGACACAUCAGCCUCUUUCAGCUGAUUCGAUAAAAUCAUUGGAAAACAGUUUUGAAGUUCUUACAUCUAUAGGAGAUUCAAGAGAGUCUGGUACAGACAGUCCAUUGCGAACAAGACGUUCUGUUGCAAAUAGCGGCAUUUACGAGCUCAUUUGGCCUGAACCUAAAUCCAUAAUUGAACUCGGACAUGUUUCACCGCCUUUUGCUGUUGGCAAGGAACUUUUAAUCUCCAUUAUACAGGGUGGCGAAUCUAUACAUAAAAUCUUGGAUGUUUGGGAGAUCAGUAGGACGCAUCUAUUAGAAUUAGGCUGUGAUGUAAAAAUAGGAGAAGUGCAGCCAGGAUCUGGCAGAGUGACUUGUGAUAAGAGAAUCGAAUGUAUAGUCAACCCAAAACUGUUUAACGUUGCUGAAGGAUAUCAAUUGCAUAUUUCGCAAAAUUCAAUUAAAGUUAGUGCUGGAAGUUUGGCUGGCUUGCAUUAUGCGGUUUGCACGUUUGUGCAAAUUUUACGAUUGAGCAAAAAUCGUUCGAGCAAUGCGGAAAUUUGUGAGAUCGAAGCAGUAUUAAUCAAAGACGAACCGAGAUUCGGUCACAGAGGUAUACUUUUGGAUAUUUCUUUGAGAGGGCGGGCACCUACACUGGAUUAUUUAUUGCACGCGAUCGAUGUUUGGUCUUCCUUCAAACUGUCGCAUUUGCAUCUAUAUUCUCGACUGACUCCGAGUUGUGACUGGCAACUUUGUUACUCUAGAUCGGAAAUGGUUACACUUGAUAGAUAUUGCAGAGAUAGACACUUAGAAUUAGUGCCAGCACUGGAUGUGGAUUCCAAUGUGAGUCUGCGUCAUUUAUCACAAAUGUGGCCACUUUUUCAAGAAUUACUGGCUACAUUUCCAAGUCUGAAUUAUGUGCAUAUAGGGCCUAGAUUAGCCAGCUUACUAGUACAACCAAGUAAUCUUGAUUGUUCACUGUCUGUAGAUGAGACUAUAGAAACAGACAUGUCCGAAGUACUUGAAUCUUAUUCGAGUCUUCAACAACUUUGGCACAUCCUCAAUUUAAGUUUUGAUACUACAGUAUUAUUGUGUUCAAAUGGUUUGCAUACUAAGGCAGAGUUUCGGAGUAUACCUAAUAACGUGAUACUUGUCGAAUACGGUUUUCAGGCGGAUUACGAAUUUUCUGGCUGGACCGAAGCCUUUAGAGUCGCCGGAGCGAAUGUUCUGCCUAGUUCAGGUACAGCAAGCUAUAAUAGUUUAGCUGGUUGUCCUGCUUCGACUUACGCCAAUACGAAGAAUGCCGUGAGAACGGCUCAAGAACAGGACUCGAUUGGUAUUGUAGUAGCUCACUGGUCAGGAAGUCAUCAUCUGACAUCUCACACAUUUGCUUGGGUUGGAUAUCUGAUAGCUGCUGGCCUAUCGUGGAAUCCAAGUACAAACAUCGACGUUGAACCAUCUAUAGAUUUCUACGAUAUUCGCGAAUCAAGCGGAAUCACCAACAAAAAAUCCAUAGCUAGAUUGCUCGAUACACACGUAUUCCGCGAUCUGGAAUACAAAAUUGGAAGUGCAAUUCUAGAACUCGGACGAGUCGAUACAUUAGUCCUAACGUUGAGUAAAAAUCAAGGAAUUAAUGAUCUUCAACAGAUACCGGAUAAUCGCGGUUCCACUCUCUACAGAUUGUUGACAGAUCCCGAUAAUGUAAACCUGGAGUUUCUGUCCACGGAUUUAUUUAUGAAAGCGACUAAGCAAAUCAAAAGGGUAUCUCAUGCUUUGUAUGAAGCUAAUCCAACGUCAAAGUUUGCUUCUAUGGAGAUUCAAGAACUUCAGCUGACGGCAGAUCUGAUGUUGACUGCGUGUAAAAUAGGUAGGACUCUUAUUGGCGUCGGUAUUAAUCCUAACAGCAACAUGGGAUUGGCUGUAAUAAAUUUAGGCAUAAGUAAUUUACCUCCGACUUUCCGCACUGACAUAGCCAACAAAAUGCUGGCACACAUCGAACAAUACAAAGGCGCGUGGCUUCAAAGACACCUGCCGCAAGGACUUCAGAGCUCCUUGCUUAUUUUGACCAGUGCUUUGCACAGAUUUGUGCCUGAAUCGUAAAUCUGCCAUUGUGAUAAUUGUUGCUGCUUAUUGUAAUAAGACAAAGUAAGUAGCUGCAAUAGAGCCAUCCUUUGUUGCAUUUGUUGUUGAAAGCGUUAAAUGCCGAGGCGAUUGUUAUAUACAAUUAAAAUUAUCGAAUUGCGAUGUUGAAGUUUCUUGACUACUGAACGUCAUUAGAUGUAAUGCUAGGAUGCAGUACUAUUUAUACACAGUAACUGAAUUUUGACUAAAUUUACAAAAAGCUAUAAUCAAUGACUCUGCUGUGUAUAUUAUGUCCAGUAACUAAAUAUGUACAUACUAUAAAUUGUACAUACGCAAAAAGACUAUAAUUAUUACGAAUUAUGUAAUGCAUAUAACGAUGAACACUUAAAAUAUAUGUAUGUUAUAUAAGAGAAAAAAGUAUUGUUAAACUGUUAGAACAAUGAGAGUGAUUCAAAAUUUAAUGAUAUAAGAAUUUUGACAAAUAUUUUGAGCAUUUAUAUACAUUUUCAUAUAACCACACUGUACUUUAUACAGAAAUAUUUAUCAGAAUAAAUUAUUAUCAAUUUUUGUCUUAAAUUUGAAAUCAAAUGUCAUUCUUCACCAAUCGGUUUUGUACUUUUACACUUUGGAAUACGUUGUGUAAAACACGCGGUAUGUUUUAAUAAAAAGCAAUUUGUUCAUGAA
Nasonia vitripennis (jewel wasp) is the source of this 3668-nucleotide messenger RNA. RefSeq lists its product as uncharacterized. The transcript has 11 exons. Gene Ontology annotation, molecular function: protein binding; beta-N-acetylhexosaminidase activity. Bases 24 to 3002 code for a protein of 992 amino acids. NCBI's taxonomy places the organism in Eukaryota, Metazoa, Arthropoda, Insecta, Hymenoptera, Pteromalidae. The record is from RefSeq and is a predicted model, not a curated record. Gene Ontology annotation, biological process: carbohydrate metabolic process.